This is a messenger RNA of Phragmites australis (common reed), 1943 nucleotides long. RefSeq names its product diacylglycerol kinase 1-like. The transcript has 13 exons. Bases 238 to 1737 code for a protein of 499 amino acids. Gene Ontology annotation, molecular function: ATP-dependent diacylglycerol kinase activity. The record is from RefSeq and is a predicted model, not a curated record. Lineage: Eukaryota; Viridiplantae; Streptophyta; Magnoliopsida; Poales; Poaceae.
ACCAAAAUGCCUCCUGUCCUGUCGUCCGUCCCCGCUCCCCGGCUCCCCCUCCCUCCCCCGUCGUCACCACUCUCCUCCUCCCAUUGGUUCCUCCAAGACCGAAACUUCGGAUAGGCCGAUCCCUUUUCUCCGCGUUCCGAGUGAACGGUUCCACCCAAGCGGCGAGUCAAGGUCUUCUCCAAAUCUUGGGAUCCCAGUCCAGUGAGAUCAUUAAAAACGUGUAAAAGCUUUUGCAGGAUGGAAUGGGAGACAGUUACCGUGGUCGGUUCUUGUUCUAAGCCAUGCGGGCCGUUGGAGGAGUACUGCAUUCCAGAUUACAUUCUGAAGCCAGAUGCUGAACAAGUACUUGUCGAACAUGCUCCGCUCUGUCCUGUAGUAGUGUUCAUCAACUCUAGAUCUGGUGGGCAACUUGGAAGUAGCUUGAUCAAAACAUACCGUGAAGUUCUCAAUGAAGCACAGGUUUUUGAUCUCUCAGAAGAGGCUCCAGAUAAGGUGUUGCACCGUUUAUAUACGAACCUUGAAAGGCUCAAGAUUGAAGGAGACAUUCUUGCUGUUCAAAUUUGGAGGACGCUGAAGCUAAUUGUUGCAGGGGGCGAUGGUACAGCAAGCUGGCUGCUUGGGGUAGUCAGUGAUCUAAAGCUUGCCCACCCACCUCCGGUCGCAACUGUGCCUCUGGGAACAGGAAAUAACCUUCCCUUUUCAUUUGGAUGGGGAAAGAAGAAUCCUUGUACAGACCAAGAGGCUGUAAAAUCAUUCCUUGGGCUAAUGAAGCAUGCAAGAGAAAUUAAGAUUGAUAGUUGGCACAUCAUGUUGAGAAUGCGAGCUCCAAAAGAAGGUCCAUGUGAUCCUAUUGCUCCAUUAGAGUUGCCUCAUUCUUUGCAUGCUUUUCAUCGUGUGUCAAGUAGUGAUUCCCUUAAUAUGGAAGGUUACCACACAUUCCGUGGAGGAUUUUGGAAUUACUUUAGUAUGGGGAUGGAUGCAGAAGUGUCUUACGCAUUUCAUACUGAAAGGAAGAGGAAUCCAGAGAAGUUCAAGAACCAGCUGACAAAUCAGGGUACAUAUGCUAAGCUUGGACUUAAACAAGGAUGGUUUUGUGCUUCUCUAAGUCAGCCAUAUUCAAGGAAUAUUGCUCAACUUGCAAAGGUAAAGAUCAUGAAAAGAGCUGGUAGUCACUGGGAAGAACUUCACAUUCAUCAUAGCAUUCGAUCAAUCAUCUGCCUGAACCUGCCUAGUUUUUCUGGAGGUUUGAAUCCUUGGGGCACACCUGGCACGAGGAGAGUAGCAGAUAGAUAUUUCACUCCGCCUUUUGUCGAUGAUGGCCUUAUUGAGGUUGUUGGCUUCCGUGACGCCUGGCAUGGGCUGGUUCUGCUGGCUCCUAAUGGACAUGGCACUCGCCUUGCGCAGGCCCAUGGAAUCCGUUUCGAGUUCCACAAAGGUGCGGCUGAUCACACGUUCAUGAGGGUCGAUGGGGAGCCAUGGAAGCAACCCCUUCCGAAGGACGACAACACCGUCGUCGUGGAGAUUUCUCACCUCGGGCAGGUCACCAUGCUGGCGAACGAGCCCUGCAGGUCCAGGAGCAUCAACGACCCGUCAUCACCAUUGGAGGCUCACAACAGCCAUGGCGAUAACAAGGACAACAUGGACGACGAGGACGAGUGGGAGGAUGGCAAGAGGAAGUUUGGGGCUGCCGAUACGUUCAAGAUUCCUGACGAGAUCGACAUUGCUCAUCUCAGUUGAGCUCGAAUUCUGCAUUUCUGUUUGCAUUGUGAUCAUACGCGGAUGAUUUGUUUUUUCCUUUGAAGUGAUACUUCCUCUGAUCCUAAAUAUAGGUCCAUUGGGAUGAACAUGUCUCCAAUAUGAUACUUUGACUAAAAAUAUGUAUAUAAAAAUAUUAUUUUAAAUAAAAAAAUUAUAUAUAUAAUAAAAGUACUUUUCAUGAUAAA